Molecule: messenger RNA, 3348 nt
Organism: Megalobrama amblycephala (Wuchang bream)
Lineage: Eukaryota; Metazoa; Chordata; Actinopteri; Cypriniformes; Xenocyprididae
Gene: ppm1lb
Product: protein phosphatase, Mg2+/Mn2+ dependent, 1Lb
Exons: 4
Coding region: 364-1419 (351 amino acids)
Biological process (GO): protein dephosphorylation
Molecular function (GO): cation binding; protein serine/threonine phosphatase activity
Source: RefSeq, a predicted model, not a curated record
AGAGGUACUGGCUUGACUUGGGUCUCUCUGGCAUCUGGUUGUCAAACAUGCACGCGCAAACACAAGAGAGCGCUGCACCGAGCUGCGAGCACGCGCGUUGCGCGCACACACUACGCGGAACACCUGCACGCGCUGCCGCGUCGGAGGAGCGCUGAACACACACGCCAUUUAUUUAAAGAGGAGAGCGUUGCAUCUGCUUAUUAUUUUCUAAAGCGAAAACAUCUCAUCUGCUAAUCGUCUUCGAAGGGGAAGUAUCAAGCUUGACAGAUGUGUGCUGUCACCCGCGCGGAGUGUGCGCCGGUGGAGGAGCGCCUCUGAUGCGCUGCGGGUCAGUGUGUGUGUGCGCGCUCGCCGGAGGAGAGCAUGAGUCUGCUGGCGCUGCUGGCUCGAGUCAUGCGCUGUCUGCUGCUGCGGCCCGAGGCUCUGCUGCUGCUGUGCGUCAGUCUGGCCCUCUGGAGCUUCCUCUUCCACACGGAUGAGGUCAAGACCAUCGUGCAGUCCAGCCGCGACGCGGUGAACCUGAUGAAGGGCAAGGUGGCGGAGAUGAUGCAGAGCGAGCGCGCGGCGCUGGACGAGGAGUUCUCGAAGACAUGGCAGUACCGGAGCAGCGGCGCAGCGGUGUACUCCAUCCAGGGCAGGAGGGACCAUAUGGAGGACAGGUUCGGCAUCCUCGCGGACACGCUCAACAAGAGCCAUCCGACCAUCUUCGGCGUCUUCGAUGGGCAUGGUGGAGAGGCAGCUGCAGAGUACGCCAAGUCUCAUCUUCCCAUCAUGUUGCGGCAGCAGCUCCAGCGCUAUGAGAAGCAGAAAGAAAACAGCGCUCUUACUCAUAAGUCCAUCCUCAAGCAGCAGAUACUCAACAUGGACAAAGAGAUCCUGGAGAAACUGUCGGCCUCCUAUGAUGAAGCAGGUACCACGUGUCUGGUGGCUCUGCUGUCUGAGAAGGACUUGACUGUCGCUAAUGUUGGCGAUUCGAGGGCAGUGCUGUGUGAUAAAGACGGUAAUGCCGUCCCGCUGUCACAUGACCACAAACCCUACCAGGUCAAAGAGCGAAAGAGAAUCAAGAAAGGAGGUGGCUUCAUCAGUUUCAACGGCUCCUGGCGUGUACAAGGCGUUCUCGCCAUGUCUCGUUCACUUGGUGACUAUCCGCUAAAGAAGCUGAAAGUGCUGAUCCCUGACCCUGAUGUGCUGACCUUCGACUUGGAAAAGCUGCAGCCUCAGUUCAUGAUUCUGGCCUCAGAUGGACUCUGGGACGCCUUUAGCAGCGAGGAAGCCGUGCACUUCAUCAAAGAGCGUCUGGAUGAGCCUCACUUCGGUGCGAAGAGCAUCGUCCUGCAGUCCUUCUACCGCGGCUGUCCAGACAACAUCACCGUGAUGGUGGUCAAGUUCAGAAAGAGAGGCUCCAAAGCUGCUGGCUAGUGAAGACGGCUCAGCUCUCACAUGCAAUCAUGCAAUGCAAACCAAUAUUUGAAUGACUUGAUGAGCGAUUAUCAUUAUGCAUAACUUUAAUGUUAGAUAAAAAUGAUAAAAGACUAUUUUGUGGAGAAGCAACAAUUUGUCUUUAAAUUGAAUGGUGCAGAUUUAAGCAAUCACUUCUUCGUUAAAGGUACAGUUCCCCCAUGGAACAGAAAAAUAGAAUUUUUGAAGAAUCUCUACACAGGUGCAACAAAUAUCAUCAUUAUCCCUCUCUCCGAUGGACUGAGCUGGAAAGUUGUCAUUUCAUCUGUUUUUAUCUGUCAGGUUGGUUUUAAUUUCUCAUGUAAUAUUUUCAAUAAUUAACAGUAGGUUGUGUUAAGAAGUAACCCAGCUCAUACAUAUGGUGUGUAAAUCAUGAAUCAUGGAGAAACAGGUAAACUGUGAUAGUGAUAAUGUCUGUCAAGUAACCUCCGCUGCAGCUCUCGAAUGCACUGUAUUCAAAUACAAGCUCUUUAUUUCUGUGCUAGUGCAAACUUUUCUGCUGAAUGCACUCUUUGCCCCAUACAGCAAAUCAAUGGAUGCUUGAAUAUAAUACAGAUAAAUACACACAAAUGUUGUCACGUAAUGCACAGAGACGAGAAGGUAAGAUCCAAGCGCAGCUUUUAAUAGGACAAUCCAAAAUCGUAUUCCAGAAACAGGCAAGGGUCAAACUCAACAGAACAGUCCACACUGAACAGUAAACCAGGAAUACAAAGUGCACAUAACACACAUUAACAAUCCACAAACAAAGGCAGAAACAACUCAGUAUAAAUAGACAGACACUAAUGACAAAACUCAAGACAGCUGGUGCAAUGAAGGGAUAAUGAGUCCGGGAAGUGGUUAUGGGAAAUGAAGUCCAAAAGUGAAAACAAGAGUCCGGGUUGGAGUGCCCUCUAGUGGCUGAUUAGGGCACUCCCACUAGUGAUCAUGACAAAUGUAAAGAAUAAAUGUUAAUUUCUCUUCUUUGAACUGGUGCAGCACAUUCAAUGCGCUAACAAAACUUGUCAGAAUCUGAACAUUUACUGAAAUUUGGCGGAGGGGGGAAUUAUCAGUGAAUAAAUAAAAUGUGUAUCUGUUUCUCACACAAAGCAUCAUGUGACAUGUUGACCUCAGUCGAUUCUUCAUUCCAAACUCAUUUCAUAAGUUACAGAAGUGGUCAUAUUAAACAUGCAGUGAAGUGACGUGUGUUUCCGUUUAUAUCGAGACAUUUAUACCAAGCAAAAGUUUCAUUUGUUUAAGCCUAUAACUGUCAGUGGUGUACGUGGUGAUCGUUUCAGAAACACAUCAGCACACACUGUUACACUUUAUUUAAAGUGUCUUUAUUACAGUGUAAUUAUAGUUAAUUAAUGGGUUUUGGUUUAGGGUUAAUUGCAUGUAAUUAUGCAUACAUGUAACAAGGACACUGUAAAAUAAAGUGUUUCCAAACUACUUUACUAAAACAUAUUUCAGGUAUAUCUGACUUUCACAGCCUUGACUUGACUCUGUAUGAUCAUUGGACGAUUUUAAUCCAAGUAUGUUGCCUUAUUUUAAUGAACAUGCUUUUCUAUCUCUCUCUAUCAUGAGUUUAUUUGCCAGAAGUGUUGUGUUGUCCAGAAUUUGUGUUUACAGUGUCCGGAGGUUCAUAUUAAAUGUCAGUGUGUUAUUUUACAUAUUGAUGUCUCUCUGAGACGAAGAAUAACAAAAUGAAUGUUUAUAUUAAAUAUUAACACAAGUUGAUGCAAUAUCGGUCAAUGGAGCCAGACUUUCAGCUUCAAAAUCAUCAUCAAAUAAUGUCAUGACGCUUCUGGAAAUCAGGCUCCAUUGACUGAUAUUAUUCCUGUGCAUGUGUUUAUCAAUUAUGGCAAUUGGUGAGACAUGCAUAUUUAAUAAAAAUAAAGAAUGACUCUCAAUCAA